Manis javanica (Malayan pangolin) is the source of this 441-nucleotide messenger RNA. RefSeq names its product lymphocyte antigen 6 family member G5C (gene LY6G5C). The record is from RefSeq and is a predicted model, not a curated record. Lineage: Eukaryota; Metazoa; Chordata; Mammalia; Pholidota; Manidae. Gene Ontology annotation, cellular component: external side of plasma membrane.
AUGCAUUUUAUGGCAGAUCCCACAGGUAGCCAGAACCUGGGGCCCUGCCUCCACAGCAACCCCCAGGCCCUGGGUCUCUUAAUAGUUCUGGUCAUGGUGAGCUUGCUGUUUGGUAAGUUUGAUGCUAUCAAUCAAACACUUCAUACAGCUCAGUUCCCCAAAUACUUGCGUGGCUAUCGAUGCCUCUUUGAGACCAAGGAGUUGGGGUGCCUCCUGGGAUCUGACAUUUGCCACAUCCCACCUGGCAGCAGCUGCAUGACUCUCCUCAUAAAGAACAACAGUGGUUCUGACAUCAUGGUGAGUGGCUGUCGCAGCAAGGAGCAAAUGGGUGAUUGCUCACACACCUGCACUUCUCCAGUGAUUGGCUUCCAGAUGUUCUCUCAAUGUUGCUUCACAGACUUCUGCAACAACCCUCAGAACAGAGUGCUCUAUAUUCCUUAG